UCGUUAAAAGCGAACGCGCUGCGCAAAAGUGAAAACCUAAUCAACGAACGAACGCACAGCAAAAGCAGCACCACAAGAGCAAACCAAACAAACAAACAAGCAAUAAACACAAGACACAAAACAUAGACGCGUGCCACAAGACACAUUUACCGUUCACGUAAUCCUCGCCAGCCUCAGCUGCCUGCCUGCCCAGCUGCCUGCCUGCCAUGCUAUAGUCUUGCCAAGAUGCCACUAGAACUGUUGCUGCCGCUACGGCUUCUGCUGCUGCUGCCGCUGUUGUUGCUGCUUGCCGCCUGCAUUUCGCCCAGCGACGCUUGCUCAUCGCGUGCCAUAACCAAGCCUCGCACCGAGGCGCCACCAACGGACUCCCCGCCGCCGGACAAUGUCAUUGCGCUGACAACGAUUUCGCCACGUCCGAACAUCACAUUUCCCAUCUUCAAUUGCCCGCCAACAUAUGCCGCGUGGUAUUGCUUGAAUGAUGCCACCUGCUUCACCGUCGAGAUUCACAACGAGAUUCUCUACAAUUGCGAGUGUGCGAUGGGUUUUAUGGGACCGCGCUGCGAGUACAAAGAGAUCGAUGGCUCCUAUUUGCCAACACGAAAUCGUGUCAUGUUCGAGAAGGCCAGCAUUGUGAGUGGUGCCACGCUCGCCGUCAUCUUUAUGGCCAUGUGCUGUGUGGUGCUCUAUCUCCGUCACGAGAAACAGGCAAAGGAGAAGCUACACGAUAGCAGAGGAGGCACAGAUGUGGGCGACAUGGGUUUCGAAAACGAAGGCAUCGACGAAGUGGAUGGCCUGAAAUCGUCGCGCAUAGCGCGUCGUCCAUUUGGACCGCAUCACAAUCGCAUCCUGACCAUGGAGCAGGCCUAUCUCCAGUCAACUCCCAGCAGUCACGAGAGAGCCAGGCACUGAGUGAGAGUGGCAAGGAGGAGGAGGAGCCGGAGUGGUGUGCAACUAACCAAACAACGGAAUGCCUUCUUAACUUAACUACUUCUUCAUCGUUUCAACUGUUCUAAACUGUUUUUUAUUUCUUUUUCUAUUAUUAUUUAACUCUAAAUUUGUUUUCUCUUGAUUUUAACCGACUGUAGUAUUAAGUGCCUUCCGAAUUGCAGCUAAAGGAAAUAAGUAUUAUUAACUGAAACUGCUGUAUUAAUGCAAUGCAAUUUUGGCAGCUAGCCGCUCAUUUUACAAAACAAAAAAAAAACAACAAACAAAACUAAUUUAAUUAAUUAUUUAUUAACUUGAAUGACGUCGCCUUAAUAAAUGCGAAAUGAAUCAAAACAACUAAAAACAUAAA
Drosophila grimshawi is the source of this 1294-nucleotide messenger RNA. RefSeq names its product protein spitz. Gene Ontology annotation, molecular function: epidermal growth factor receptor binding; receptor ligand activity. The transcript has 2 exons. Lineage: Eukaryota; Metazoa; Arthropoda; Insecta; Diptera; Drosophilidae. The record is from RefSeq and is a predicted model, not a curated record. The coding region runs from base 226 to 909 and encodes 227 amino acids. Gene Ontology annotation, biological process: epidermal growth factor receptor signaling pathway.